This is a messenger RNA of Alosa sapidissima (American shad), 864 nucleotides long. RefSeq names its product microseminoprotein, prostate associated 2 (gene msmp2). Lineage: Eukaryota; Metazoa; Chordata; Actinopteri; Clupeiformes; Clupeidae. Bases 235 to 633 code for a protein of 132 amino acids. The transcript is spliced from 4 exons. The record is from RefSeq and is a predicted model, not a curated record.
AGUAGGAGGGUGCGAGGGAAACAGACAAGGAAAAGAGUGACCUUUUGAAGGACAAGAGAAGAAGAGUGACCUUUUGAAGGACAAGAGAAGAAGAGUGACCUUUUGAAGGACAAGAGAAGGAUAAAGAGAAGAAGACGACGGCCGAAGAGAAAGACGCAGAAGAAGCAAGAGGGGAAAACACAGAGGAAGGGGACAAAGGGGAAGGAAUCACACUGAAAUCAUCUUCAGGUCAUCAUGUUUGGAGCUCACAUCCAUGCGGCAGAAAGGGCUCUCCUACUUGGUGCUUUUCUCAUGAGUCUUCUCACUCCAUGCCUCUCGGUCUACAGAGGAGGGGAGUGCUACUUCAACACCAAAGGAUUGUGUGAGUACCAAGGACAGGCGUAUGGUAUCGGAGAGAGCUGGCUAACUAAGGACUGCUACCAGUGUGUGUGCAUGGAACCAUUUGGAGUUGGCUGCUGUGAAGACGCGUCGCAGCCUGUUGAUUACCCCGACUGGUGCGAGGUCAUUAAGAAGCCAGACUCCUGCAUCAGUGUGGCGGUCAUGAGGGCCAAUCGCAAACUGCCCUGCCUCUAUGGAAAGUGGGGAAGGCUGCGAACCGAGACCUGGAAGUCGGACAACGACCCUAUGUUCUGAUCUACUGACACCUGACAGCCUGUGAUGCAGCCAAUACAGCCAAGAUUUGUGCAGGAAGUGACAAACGCACAACAAAACUCCACAAUCUGUUUAAAAACAUUUGCACACAACAACUGCAGCUAUUUGUAGAAUAUUUGACUGGUUGUCAUAUUUUAAGUUUAACAUACAUCACUAUGAAAUCCCAUGUGUCUGAACUACUGAUUGGUGAAAUAAAAAAUCUGUUUAACUACU